AUGGUUCAAUAUACGCCAUGCUGGCGGCCACGUCCUUUUUUCAUUUAUCUGAAGGCCGUGACAGUCAAGACUAUCACCCAGGAACAGAAGGCUGAGAUCAGACAAGCGAUCAAAGAGCAGAUAGAAGCCGAGGAACAGAGAAAUAUCGCAAAGGCUUCCGCUCUAGUAGCCUGGAAGAAUGAUCCCGACGCUCAGGCCAACCAUAGAACUUUUCAAGAUUGGGCUAUUGACAAUGCUGAUUCUUACUUGGAGCUGGAAGAGCAGGUUAUCCUGACUUCAGGCCAAGUAGAUCUUCAGAGUAAGUACUAUGGAGCAUUGGCAGGAACGCUCCGGGAGAAGCUGGAAAACUUGGCAGCGGAUACGAAGUACAGUAACCCAGGGUAUAAUAUGCCAUGCUUCAUUCGCGACUACGCCAUUGACGAGGCGGCCAUCGAUGCAGAUCGCAGGGUGGAAGACAUAGAUGGGCGGUAUCUUGUUUAUCAGCCCCUUUACACCAUUGACGGAUAG
This is a messenger RNA of Aspergillus oryzae RIB40, 507 nucleotides long. RefSeq lists its product as uncharacterized. The coding region runs from base 1 to 507 and encodes 168 amino acids. The transcript has 3 exons. Lineage: Eukaryota; Fungi; Ascomycota; Eurotiomycetes; Eurotiales; Aspergillaceae. The record is from RefSeq and is a predicted model, not a curated record.